AUGUUACUCGACAAGCUGAAUAUUCUAAGUCGCUACUUGCAACCGCUUAAAGCUAUACAACCGCUGCAACGUUUAGCUGCCUACAGCGCAAGGCCAUUGACUACACGCAAUGCUGCAUUGGACCAGCAGCCUCAAGUAACUGAAAUUUCCGAAGAGGAAUGGGCGAACGCCAAGGAGUAUAAAGAAAUUCCUGGACCAUCCGCCAUUGGGCUAAUGUUAGACUUCUUACCAGGCGGUGAAUUGUACGGCGCAAACUUCUUGAAAAUGUAUCAAACACUACGUCAACGUCAUGGCGACAUAUUUCUCAUACGCGGCUCCUUCGGACGUAGUGAUUUAAUUUGUACAUAUAAUCCAGUUGAUUUCGAAAAGAUCUAUCGCACCGAAGGAGUUUGGCCGACACGUGAGGGUCUGAGUACCAUUAAAUACUAUCGGCAGGUGAAGAAUCCCGAGGCGUACGGUGGUAUAUGGGGUUUGGUGACUGA
This is a messenger RNA of Ceratitis capitata (Mediterranean fruit fly), 482 nucleotides long. Its product is annotated as cytochrome P450 12b1, mitochondrial-like. The annotation marks the transcript as partial. Gene Ontology annotation, molecular function: oxidoreductase activity, acting on paired donors, with incorporation or reduction of molecular oxygen; heme binding; iron ion binding. The record is from RefSeq and is a predicted model, not a curated record. The transcript is spliced from 3 exons. Lineage: Eukaryota; Metazoa; Arthropoda; Insecta; Diptera; Tephritidae.